CGCCCGGCCAGGGCGACGUGGUGCCCGAGGUGGCGCCCGUGGAGGGCGACGUGGUGCCGGGCGAGACGGCCGGCAAGGCGGACGCGGCGCCGGACGCGGCGCCCGGCCAGGGCGACAUGGUGCGGGACUCUCCGCCCGAGGAGGAGAAGGCUGCGGCCGCCGCGCGCGAGCCGGAGCCGGAGCCGGAGCCGGAGCCGGCCGUGGAGCAGGCGCCGGUGGAGGACGGCGCCGGUUUGCUGAGCGCACCCGGUCGCCAGGAGCCGGUGCAGGCCGCGCCCGCCGGCGAUCCGCUCGACCUGGAGUACCCCAACAACCGGAUCAAGGAGGAGCUGGAGAAACCGGACGCGCCGCUGGACGAGGAGGCCGGCCAGAACGGCGAGGCGGCGCCGCCGUCGCCACCGCAGGACAACACGGCCGUGAAGGAGGCGGCCCUCAUCAGCGGCCUGCAGGAGCUCUCGGAGAAGGCUGCCAAGCCGGAGUCGGCCGCCGGGCCCGCAGGGGCCGACGAACCUGGCGCUGGCGACGGCGACGACGGCGGUGACGACGGCGGUGACGACGGCGAUGGCGGCGGGGCCGGGCCCAAGUCGGCCGAGGCGGCCGGCGAGCAGCGGAUGGCCGACUUCGAGGACCUGGGCGCCGUCUAGGAGCGAGCCACGCCGGGCGCGCGCCCGAUGUGGCCCUGACGCAGCCGGCGCGCCUCGAGACUGUUC
Messenger RNA from Pollicipes pollicipes, 710 nucleotides. RefSeq names its product cytochrome c1. The coding region runs from base 117 to 644 and encodes 175 amino acids. The record is from RefSeq and is a predicted model, not a curated record. The transcript is spliced from 3 exons. NCBI's taxonomy places the organism in Eukaryota, Metazoa, Arthropoda, Thecostraca, Pollicipedomorpha, Pollicipedidae.